Leishmania mexicana MHOM/GT/2001/U1103 is the source of this 930-nucleotide messenger RNA. RefSeq lists its product as hypothetical. Gene Ontology annotation, molecular function: 1-acylglycerol-3-phosphate O-acyltransferase activity. Gene Ontology annotation, biological process: phosphatidic acid biosynthetic process. The transcript has a single exon. The record is from RefSeq and is a predicted model, not a curated record. Gene Ontology annotation, cellular component: endoplasmic reticulum. NCBI's taxonomy places the organism in Eukaryota, Euglenozoa, Kinetoplastea, Trypanosomatida, Trypanosomatidae. Bases 1 to 930 code for a protein of 309 amino acids.
AUGCGUCUCCUCUCGUGGUUCAUCUUCGCCGCCCUCUACGGCGGUUUUCUUUACCUGCUACGUGAGCGUAAGGUGCCUCUUAUUGUGAUGCGGGUGUGGUAUACAUUGCACCUGGUGCUGUGUGUGAUCGUGAGUUGGCUUUGUGGUGUGGUACUCAGCCUGCUGACGAAGGUGCACCUCUUGGACACGGCAACAUCGCAGUCGCUGGUGCGGUGUGUGUGCGUAACAACGUUCGGGUGCUGGCUGCGCUUCAACAGUCUGCACAUUUGUGUGGAGUACUUGCCUGGCUCUCUGUCCUUUUCGUCCAUCACGGAGCAGCACAACAUGUGCUUGUGCCACUCGAGUUUCUUUGACACGAUUCAUUUCCUGUGGUGCGUUCCGCACCGCUACAUCUACAAAGUGAAGACCUUUUCCAAAGCGAGUCUGCGCAAGCUUCCCCUGUUUGGCACCGUGAUUGCCAUGUGCGGCCACUUCCCCGUGUACUUCAGCUCCCCGGAAGCGGACUCCUUCUCAGUGUACAAGGACAAGCAGGCUGCCGUCGCCGUCAACGUCGAAGACUUCCUUAGUAAAGGCGGCUCCCUCUCCUUUUUCCCGGAGGGCAUGCUGAACCGCACACCGGAGGUGCUCAAGGACUUCCGACUCGGCAGCUUCAAAACGAUCCUGGCGCACAAGAUACCCUUGUACUACUGCGUCACCUACGGCAACCACGAGGUGUGGCCGCCGUCUUUGAAGACGCUCCCCGGCUUUCCUGCGGACGUAUACACGUACGUCGGCAAGUACGACUACAACCCUGACGAGGAGAACGCACAUUCGCUCUCGACGGGGCUGCGCGAGGAGAUGCAGAAGCACCUGGACAAGAUGGUGGCGCUGCGGGAGAAGCGGGGGCCCAAAACCUGGUGGACGCAGUCCGCCGCAAAAGCCCGAGCGUAG